GUUUUCCUCUGAAAAAGUGUGCAUGGGUGGUCUUUUUAAUUGAUGUUUGUUUGCCGCUACGCUAGUAGCAAGGAUAUUGUUUCCAACAUACGCCUUUGGUUCCAAGAAGUCUUUGAGUUCUGCACAAGCUUCGCUUCGAAACAGCAUCCGGAACUGCAUCCAUACAUUACUCAAAUUAUGAUUAACUUCAAAACACAGGAAUGCAGCCGUCGCCACCCUCUACCGAUUACUGAAGUUAAGUUAGCCCAGAAAUCUAAAUAAAGAAGUGAAAAAAGUGUAAGUUUAUGAUUUCAUCGUCACUACAAUUGUUUGUGAACUACAAGUAAAAUAACAUGCGUGGGUGUACGCGGCAAUAGGUCGCAAGUAUAAAGCUCGUGUUUUGCUUCUCCGGAGCACCCAGCAAUUAGUAAUUAGCCAAUUGAUAUGCACAUCAGGAGUCGCUACUGCAAAAUUGUACUGGUCUAUUCAUUUGUGAGCGGUCAGUGGUGCAUUGGAGGCUAGAAACUGAACUGAGGAAAUCGCCGAUGAUACAAGGAAGGACAGGAGCAAAUGGUCGAACUUAUACCAUUAUUGACACUACUGCCCCUUGUUGGUGUAAUUAGUUUUCUCGCUUCAGUAGUAGCAAAUCGGCACUGAACCUUCCAUGAGUCGAUCUUUACGUUGCGUUAAGAUGGCCCUCUCCGUAUUCGUUUCUCUACUGAUGGUAGUCGCCCUUCUUGAUACACCAGUAAAAGCCAAAGAAUUUACCCCGUCGACGAAUUUGAUAACGCCAGUGGACUCACCGCGGCUGGAAUCGAUCAAUGGGACGCAAAACUUUCGCAUGCACGGCAAAAAGGGCAAAGAUGAUAAAACUUGGUUCGACGGUCGCGAAAUGCGGUACAUCUACUGUGUUCGUCCCGCCAAGUGUGAACCGAUUCGACACAAAUCCUGCCUAGGGUCGUCCCUGCCAUAUUCGUCGAUCAGUUUGGACCUAACGGAUUCCUUCAGCCAAGAGCAGACUCACGAUAAAUUGUACCAGUACAAUGCGCUGCGCCAUGUCCCAAAAUGUUGGGCAGUUAUUCAACCGUUCCUGUGUGCGGUUUUUACACCCAAGUGUGAGAAAAUCAACGGUCAUGACAUGGUAUACCUACCGUCACUGGAAAUGUGCAAGAUUACGUUGGAACCGUGCCGACUUUUGUACAAUACAAGCUACUUUCCGGAGUUUCUCAAAUGCAAUGAAACUCUUUACCCGUCCAAGUGUAACAAUGACGUCCGAGAGGAGAUGAAAUUCAACGCUACAGGCCAAUGUUUGAAACCACUGGUUUCCGCUGAUUCCUCCGCGAAUUACUACAAAGAUAUCGAAGGUUGUGGUUUGCAAUGCAAAGAUCCACUGUUCACCGACGACGAACAUCGACAGAUACACAAACUAAUUGCUUGGGGAGCGGGGGUGUGUCUCACCUUCAAUUUAUUCACAAUCGCUACUUUUGUGAUUGACUGGAGAAACACGAAGAAGUAUCCGUAUGCGUUAGUGAUCUUCUACAUUAAUUUUUGUUUCAUGGUGUCAUGUAUGGGGUGGCUUGCCCAGUUUACUCCGGGCGGUUGGGAAGACAUUGUGUGUCGUAAGGAUGGAACACUGCGCAGCUCGGAACCCAGUGCCGGUGAGAAUUUGUCCUGUAUAAUCGUGUUCAUUUUGGUGUACUAUUUUCUGAUAGCGGCAAUGGUUUGGUUCGUAAUAUUUACGUACGUGUGGCACCGUUACUUCAAAGCUAUCGGUAAAAUUCAGGACCGUUCAAUACGGAAGAAUGGCUCCUAUUUCCACCUGAUAGCUUGGUCCCUUCCGUUGGUGCUCACAAUCACGAUCAUGGCUCUGAGUGAAAUUGACGGAAACAGUACGGUGGGAAUUUGCUUCGUAGGGUAUUUGAAUCAUCCGAUUCGGGGAGGGUUUCUGCUUGGGCCGGUGAUUUGCGUAUUAUUUAUCGGAGGAUAUUUCCUCAGCAGAGGGCUUGUGACUUUGAUUAAGUUAAAGAUUUCCAGCAAAGAGAUUAUACCGGCUCGUUUCAAUAAAAAGAUUAGACAGACAAUUGUACGAAUGGGCAUUUGCACGGUUUUUACUUUUGUAUUUAUCUUUGCGACAAUAUGCUGCCAUGUCUACGAGUUUAGAAAUAGUGAGAGCUGGGCUGCGGCUUUGAAGAACUACAUAAUUUGUCAGAUUUCGUCCACUUACACAGAUGUGACCAGUUCGUGCAAGAUUCACCAUCGACCGAGUGUAGCAAUCCUUCAGAUUCAUUUGAUUUGUCUGUUUGCGUCGGGGAUUGUAAUGUCCUCGUGGGUGUGGACCAACUCGACCCUGAAAACUUGGGGUCGGUAUUUUCGGAGGCGCUUCGGAUCCGACAUAGAGGAACCGGUGAAACUACAGAAGCAUAAAGUAAUAGCCCAGGCCUUUGCUAAGCGGAAAGAGUUUCAGGACCAAGGACGGCUAUCCAUUUCGUUUCAUAACUCCUACACAGAUCCGGUUGGGCUGAAAUUUGAUAUGAAUUCAGCAAUGGGAAGUCACGAUCUCAGUUCGACCUGGGCCAACUAUUUGCCAAGAUUUGUCAACAGACGGUACGCACUGACCGGAGCAGCUACCAGCUCUAGUCAUGAUCCGAGGAAAAACUCGGUCGACUCGGAAAUAAGCUUCAGCGUACGGCAUGUCUCGGUUGAAUCAAGGAGAAACUCAAUCGAUUCGCAAGUGUCGGUUAAAAUUGCGGAAAUGAAAACAAAAGUUGCUAGUCGGAGCCGAAGUGGAGCGAGUAGUAGUAAGCAUCAUCAAAAACACAGACAUCAACGAAGGCGUGAUUUCACUGCGUUCGGUCGACGCUAUAGUAGAAAAGAAAGUAGUACUUCUAUGGAAUCACAAAUCAUAACGGCCAUUCAAAAAGGCAGACAUUCGUCUAGUGGUAAUAAUCAAUUCUUUGGUGCCACGAAUAUGCAAAGAAGAACCGGUAUCGGUGGCAUGGAUGCUGAUCAACUGAAUGAUUUCAUUUCGAAUGGAAAAUUAUUGCUUCCAUUUUUGCAUCAAUCUGGUCUGACCUCGUCGGAUGAUGAUAAUGGAUCCAAUACAUCGUUCAAAGUUCAAGACUCAAAAUUUGAUGUGAUACUGAAACAGAUUGGCGGUGCUGGAAGCUCUCACAACAGAACCGAUACGCAUGACGCUGGAUGUCAAAUUGAGGAAUAUCGCUCAAGUGACGACGAAAACUUGGGUCUGAAGCAUUCCGCGCGGGAUGAGUUUCCUGCUAUGAAAGAUGGGCUCAAGAGCAGCAAGGAAGGCGGGCGCAACAGCAAAAACAGUUCAAAGAGUGUGCGCAGUAAAAAAUCAUCCUCGCGCCAAGGAACGAUUCGAAAAUCUCAAAAACAUCCACGAGCUAGUCAGAAAAGCCAGCGUAAUGAGAAGAAAGAAAAAGCCCGCGAGCGAGAGCGAGAAAAAGAGCGCGAGAAGGAAUUGGAACUGAUAGAACGGAACAACAUUGCCGACUUUUAUGAUUCUUCAUUCACUUCCUUCUGUUCAGAGCUAUCACCGCUGAACGUCAACAGUUCCUACUCAGGAGUCUCACUAACCAAAACGAAUUCGCGAAACUCAAAACGUAGCUGUGAUGUUGGAAUCCAAGCUAACGCUGACGAGAUUGCAACGCAAACCAUGUCCUCGUUCGAGUUCAGCGAAAAAGCCAUUAAAAACGAAGAGAACGAAGACAUUUACACCGAGAACCACUCGCUGUUGAGUCCUAAACUAAUACCCCAGGUGGUCAGCGCCGCCCGGAAGCGGGAAUAUGUCGACGUCAGUUUGACAGAAGCUGAAAAACUCAAACUUUUACUGCUUCCAUCCAAGUAAAGCAAUUGUGUGACGAUCACGUAAUCUCACUGUAACGAAAAAUACUCGUUUCGAUGCAUCAGUUCAACGACUUUUUUAUAUAUAUAUAUUACUCAUUGUAUACAAAUGAAACAAUCAAAUUAGAAUACUAGCACCAUAGGUUAUAAAACGGUAAUUAUCCGAUUAGUUUUAAGAACAGUGACUAUAAUAUUACUACGAUAAUCGUAUAUAUUUACCUCGUGGAGGUAGUUGAACCUCAAUAAGAUUCACUUUUGUGAAGAGCGAAAAAUAACAACAACCAGGUGCCUUUUUGCAUAUGAAAAUCAACGAGAACGCAUUUUGUAUUUUUAUGUAUGUGUGUAUUCCGUGCAACUAAUCAAAGAUCAGCAUUUAUUCGUGUCCGUUUGUUAAUGUUGUGCGUUUAUGUACGUCCCCCAAGUAGCAAUUAGGUAUUUUGUGUAUUUGUUUGAAGGACUUAUUUUCAAUUUGAAUGACAGUAGGAUCAAGGGACAUUUAUGCAGUAGCAAGGUAAAGUCGGUUAGCACUCAUCCAAAAAUCAUGUUACGAAUUACAUGACGAAUUUAGAGUAGCGUUUAGGGAAUGAAGAGAAAAUUGGAUACAUUGUUUUUGAUCAUAUUUUGACAAUAUUUUUAGUUGGCACAACUCUGGUGAAUUUCGAGGGUUUUUGUUCUUGGGUAGGAUUUGCACGUUGUGUGAGGAAUACUGCUCCUGAGUCGUUUUCCCGUAGUUACAGGAAGCUUGGCCUUGGUUAUAACUGUGUUUCUUUAAAAAAUGCAACAUUCGUUUUUGCCAACCUGAUAUAAAUAUCCUGAUUGACAGUGUCAGUUGUCAUUAAAAUUUCUCUUUUUAGUCCACAUGUGCAAAUCACCUGCCAAACUAGGUUUUUUUUAUUUUUAUCCUGAACCUUCCCUUUACUGGUAGCCUGGAAGUUGCCUGAAACAUGCCUUGACGUAUGUUUCAUUCUCCAUUACAACACAAUCACACUUGGUCAACAUUGUGGUGUACAAAAUAUGUGCACUUGCUUCAUCUCGACUGGGUGUCACUGGUAGGCUUCUGAUAACUUUGCCAAAUCCGCGUGAGAGCAUUUCGGAUUUUUCUCAUGGGAGAAUAACAAUUUAAUACGCUGUUCCUCUUGCUUCGUUUUUUAUUUUUUCUUCCAAAAGUGCCAAUAAUGCUAAAAAGCCAUAAAAUUUUUCACAAAAAGCUGAUCCUAAAAUGUUUCCUUAUAGAAAAACUUCAUUUUCUCAAACUAAUGUGCUCAUUUUAAUCAAGAAAAUAGGAAGGCAAAAUUGCUACUGACAAAACCCAACAAUAUGUUUGUUUCUAUACUAACUGAAAGAAUAAGGAUUAAGACUGAUUUUAAAAACUGGAGCAAACCAAAAUGGUAUAUGCUUCAAAUCAUGUAUUUGCACAUACAGCCAACUUUCGACAGAAAAGUCGGUAAUCUCAAAUGUGCUAUAAUACGGCCUAACAAAAACUGGAAAUGCUGAACAGUGUGUUUAGCAUAGCGAAAACCAAUGGAUACUAUUUUUAUAAACGCAUUUUUUCGAUAGUGUAGAGCACGGACACAACGUAAUUUAACUCAAACGCAUUUAGCUGAAAGAAGUGGAGCCAACAUAUUUGUCUGUACAUCUUACGUUAGAUUAAAUUGAGGUAAUAUUUUUGAAAGUAUA
Molecule: messenger RNA, 5520 nt
Organism: Topomyia yanbarensis
Lineage: Eukaryota; Metazoa; Arthropoda; Insecta; Diptera; Culicidae
Gene: smo
Product: protein smoothened
Exons: 4
Coding region: 644-3847 (1067 amino acids)
Biological process (GO): smoothened signaling pathway; central nervous system development; positive regulation of smoothened signaling pathway
Cellular component (GO): cilium; dendrite; plasma membrane
Molecular function (GO): transmembrane signaling receptor activity; patched binding
Source: RefSeq, a predicted model, not a curated record